Molecule: messenger RNA, 861 nt
Organism: Angiostrongylus costaricensis
Lineage: Eukaryota; Metazoa; Nematoda; Chromadorea; Rhabditida; Metastrongylidae
Source: the annotation of a GenBank genome assembly
AUGAAUGUGACAAAUCAGGCUCAACGAGAAGAAGAAAACCGAAUGGAAGGAACAACUAAAAGCACUGUUAUGUGUUCUCCAUUGCUUUUCGCACCAGUUGCACCAAAACACCACACCAAUGUCGAUAUAGUCGCUUCUUCAGAGUCGCGAGUGCCAGACCGACCGGAAAAUGUGCGGGUACGGACGACAGCCACCACGGCCACACUUUGGUGGGAUCCGCCGUCUGACAAGAGUAUAUUGGUACGCGGCUAUACUGUGUCGUAUGGAGUCGCAACACCGUCGCGACGAAUAGUCAUAGAGGGUCCCAACACGAACUCCUUCACGCUGAAUCGACUAGAACCCGACACGGAAUACGUUUUUUCUGUUAGCGCCUACAACGAAGCAGAUGGUGAAGACGGCGAACCAGUUCUGCUAUCGGCUAGGACACUACAAAAUGAUGGAACGGUUGCCGUAUCGUGGGAGGAUCCGAAUCCGGAACAGGACAUCGAAAACGAAAUCGACGGAACUCAAAGACACUAUCUCAUACAAUACGGUAUUUAUCAAUCGGAAGAAUUGUCGAAGAUGCGUUCAAAUUCACGACAUGUGCUACUAUCCGGUCUUCUACCCGGCAAGGAGUACGAGGUAGCGGUGAAGGUGGUUGGUGACGAUGGACGCGAGAGUCCUUGGAGCAUCAGAGACGUCGUGCUCACACCGCCAGAUCCUUCACAAAAGAUAUCACAAUACGAUUGGGAUUGUGAUUUCGAGAAGGACUUGUGCGGUAUGCGAAACGGCGAUGGUGUCCACUGGAUCCGCGCCGGCGGAACACCGGCAGCUGAGAGCGGUAUGAGUUUGCCGAUGUUUCUUAGCCAGAAAAUUAGUUAA